Trichogramma pretiosum is the source of this 1126-nucleotide messenger RNA. RefSeq names its product stress-associated endoplasmic reticulum protein 2. Gene Ontology annotation, cellular component: endoplasmic reticulum. The record is from RefSeq and is a predicted model, not a curated record. NCBI's taxonomy places the organism in Eukaryota, Metazoa, Arthropoda, Insecta, Hymenoptera, Trichogrammatidae. Bases 150 to 344 code for a protein of 64 amino acids. Gene Ontology annotation, biological process: endoplasmic reticulum unfolded protein response. The transcript has 3 exons.
ACUCUCUCUCUUUCUCUCUCACGUACAUACGUUAUAUAUAUAAUACGCGAGCCGCAUCCACGACACUCCAGUGUGCAAUAUAUCUGCCGUAUAGUGUAGUUCCCUUUUUUUGUAUCAACGCUCUUACAAGUCGAAUAAGUCGAGGAAAAAUGGCACCCAAACAGAGAAUGCGCAUCGCCAACGAGAAAGCCACGAAAUUCAUCACCCAGCGCGGCAACGUGCCCAAAUCCACCAAACAACAAGAGGAGUCUGCGCCCGUUGGACCAUGGCUCUUGGCGUUGUUCAUCUUCGUCGUAUGUGGCUCAGCUGUUUUCCAAAUUAUCCAAAGCAUCAGGAUGGCAUAAUUUUCCAAUUUUUUCCACCUUGACUCUCAGCUAAAUCUUUCAUCAUGGUAAUGUCUAUAAUGUUUUCCACCUGCGAGGUUUUUAUUCAUAUACUCAAUCAUAAUGACUACAAUCUGUAAUGAAGAAAAUAAGACUACUCAAGAGGAAGGGUGAUAGUGGCCUUUUUAUACCUCCAUUGCAUUAUUGAUUUUCUAAAUUAAAAGAUUUAUCUAGUGUAUUACUUUUGUCGAUGUUAUGAGGACUUUCAGAAAAACUAGUAUUGGAAAUGAAUUUUUGUACACUGAACCAUUGUAGAACAUCUCUGUUCAAUUAGACAAGUUCUUUUAGAAUAUUUUAUAGCAUGAGAUUGUAUACUAGUUAAAUUAAGAAUGCAUGCCUAAUGUUAUAUUUUUUAUUGUACAAAAUCUGAUACAGAUGAGGCUUAAUUAUGUUUUAAAGUUGAAAAUCUGUUUUAUAUUUACUUUCUUCAAGAUCUUUUUCUGUGUUUUGUUGUAUAGAUUUUGAAUUGUAAAUAUGUAUUAUCAACCUAUUCAUGUCAUGUUUGAUAAUGAAAGCAUUCCAAUGAAAGGCCAAUAAUUAAUGAUUGACAUUAGCAUAAAAAAGUAUAUAUAUUAUAUAAAUAAAGAAAAUGUUGUCAAUGAACUUUUAGUUUGACUUGUAAAAACCAAUAUAGAACUUUUUAUAAGAAUAUAAGGUACAAUUUUGAAUACUGAGUAAUCAACAAGACGAGUGCAAAAUUGUCGAAUAUUUUAUGCAAUAAAUAAUUGGUAUUAUAACGAGCA